This is a messenger RNA of Drosophila hydei, 2331 nucleotides long. RefSeq names its product inactive serine protease scarface (gene scaf). The record is from RefSeq and is a predicted model, not a curated record. Lineage: Eukaryota; Metazoa; Arthropoda; Insecta; Diptera; Drosophilidae. Gene Ontology annotation, biological process: proteolysis. The transcript has 7 exons. The coding region runs from base 114 to 2225 and encodes 703 amino acids. Gene Ontology annotation, molecular function: serine-type endopeptidase activity.
AUUGAAGUUGCACGUUACGUGCGUUCAGUUGUGCGAGUGUAAACCAUUUAAAUAAUAUAUAUAACUAAAAUCCAACUGUCAGCCCAAGCACUUGGAAUAUAAGAUCAAACGCCAUGUUCCGGUUUCAAAGCCCAAUCGCUUUGGUCCUGCCACUGCUGCUGGUGGCCAUGCAAGGCGCCGUUCAUGCCAGCUACCAGGGCAACAUGUUCCUCAAUGGCCAGUACCAGAACGAGAUUAAUCAGCAGCCCGAAACGCAUUUCUCUGUGAACCCAGCCAGCAAUGUCUUCCUGCAUCAUGCCGUGAUUAGCCGGCAGGCAGCACCGUUCCAGGCACCCACAUACUUGCCGCCGCUGGAGCAGCUCAAGUGCACCAAUGGCCAGCAGUGUGUGCGCCAGGAUCAGUGCCAGAAUGGCUACUACAGCCAGCAGCUGCCCAAAAUUCAGAACUGCAAGCCAGACGCCAACAUUUGCUGUACAUAUCGCCCACCAGCAACCACCACCACCACCACAACCACCAGGAGAACCACCACACCUGUGCCGUACGCCACCUGUCCACGCGACUCGGACUGUGUUGCGCCGCAAGACUGUCGCAAUGGCGAAAUCAGCGCCAUCAACUAUGUCAAAAAACAGGGGGCCAAUCGUUGCUAUGCUCCAGAGAUUUGCUGCCGCAUGCCCUCGACUACGCUGACCGAGGAUGGUUACAUCUUCAAUCUGCCCGAGAAGACGUUCCCGCUGCCCACCAACCCCACCGUGCCUGCCGUGCGCACCACCCAGCCCACCUACCGCCCACAGCCGACGACUACGCCUGCACCACGCCCCACAAAUGAGUAUCUGCCACCUGUGACCACGCGUCGUCCCUCUGUGGACUAUUUGCCACCGCAAACCACUCGUCGUCCCAUCUAUCAGCCACAGCCUACACAGCCGCGUGUUACUCAGCCACCACAGACCACACAGGCGCCCUACCGCCCACAGCCCACGCAGCCACCCUACCGCCCACAGCCCACGCAGCCGCCCUACCGCCCACAGCCCACACAGCCCGCACCCACACAGCCCGCUUAUCGCCCACAGCCCACGACACGUCGCCCCAACAGCGGCUACUUGCCGCCCGUGAGCGCCAAUGAGAUCCCACACCGUGAGCCACGUCCCACUCAGCCACCCACACGCUACGAGCCCGAUCGUGUGCCACAGCCAUCGAAUGAGAAGCCCGUGUACCGCGGCGAGGAACAACUGUCGCCCCAGAUCUUCCCCACGCCCAAUGCCGCCGAUCUGCCCAAGCACUACGCCAAGUGCGCCUCCGCGCUUGUCUGCACCCCGGAGAACUAUUGCAAUGCUAUUGGAGUGCUGAGCGACACGCCGCUGCAGCUGAGCCCCAUGGAGGCUGCCUUCCGUGUGCCGCUCACCGACUGCCUGAUACCCGAGAGUGGAGCGCCCGGCAAGUGCUGUCGCGAUCCCAACUACGUUGAUCCCUGGCCCGUCAAUCUUGCUGGAGUCUGCGCCACGCGCAACAAGCGUACCAAGCCCACAGGUGUAAAGGAUAUUGAUGCCAACUUCGCCGAGAUUCCAUGGCAAGCCAUGGUUCUGCGUGAGUCGAGCAAGUCGCUGCUCUGCGGCGGUGCCAUCAUUGGAGACGAGUUCGUGCUUACCUCGGCCAGCUGUGUGGAUGGCGUGCCCGUGAACGAUGUGCGCAUCAAGGCUGGCGAAUGGGAGCUGGGCAGCACCAACGAACCACUGCCAUUCCAGCUGGUGAGCGUCAAGUCCAUUGAUAUACAUCCGUCAUACAACCCAUCGACCAGAAGCAACGAUAUGGCCAUCAUACGCCUGGAGAAGCGUUUCGAGUUCGCCUCGCACAUUCAGCCCAUCUGCAUCAGCGACGAGGAUCCUGGAGCAAACGAGCAGUGCAUAACCACCGGCUGGGGCAAGCAGGCGUUGUCAAUUCAUGAGGAGGGCGCCAUUAUGCAUGUGACAGAGACAUCGACGCAGGCGCGCAGCGCUUGCAGUGCUGAUGCCACCAGCGUCUGCAGUGCCACCAAGUUCGAUUCGUGCGAAUUUGAUGUAGGCAGCGCGCUCGCCUGCGGCAGCGGCGCCAGCGUCAGGCUCAAGGGCGUCUACAGCGCUGAGACCAACUGCGGCGAGAACCAAUCUGUGAGCUUCUCGAAGCCAGACAUCAAAUGGAUUAACCAGGCAUUCGCUGAUCGCAGCAAGCCCUUGCUGCUGAAGCGCUUCUAAAGCGCAUCCUGUGCCUGCCAACCAAGUGUACAACAAACAGAUGAAGAAGAAGACCAACACGAAGAAGUUGAUGAAAACAGAAAGAGAUGAUUAGAAUGAUGAGAAA